Messenger RNA from Orbilia oligospora ATCC 24927, 819 nucleotides. RefSeq lists its product as uncharacterized. The transcript is spliced from 3 exons. Bases 1 to 819 code for a protein of 272 amino acids. The record is from RefSeq and is a predicted model, not a curated record. NCBI's taxonomy places the organism in Eukaryota, Fungi, Ascomycota, Orbiliomycetes, Orbiliales, Orbiliaceae.
AUGUCCAACAGUGGGCGCGAGAGCACUACAGUGCUCAUCCCAGAUCUCGAAACAACCUGCACUGCACCCUCGACCACCGUAACAAAGACAAUUACAAUUAAACCAAGCACCACAAAGACAGUAUCGAUAACCUCAUCUCGAACCAUUGUCAUUACAAAUAGAAGUAUCGCCACCAGAACCAUCACAACCACAAUUCCAACCGUCAAAGAAGAAACGGUAACAACAACAGAAACAUUCUUCACACAUGGCGAAACUACCAGCACUUCUACGAUCACCGAGACAGCACCUGUAUUUGAGACAUGCAAGGCGGCCCCAUCAGGUGGUGCAAAGCUCAGGAAGAGGCGUAUAUGUACUUCUAGCACACUCAGCCCUAGUUGCAGCUGCCACCUAACAGUCACAAAACGUUCGGGCAGAGCAACCGUGACAAAAACCAUCCGCCUCCCAACCUCCACCAAAUUCAUAACAAAAACAGUCUAUAAAACAACUACUACAAUCUCUUUCACCGGAUCCACAUACACCCAAACCGUCACCAUCCAAAGCGCCAUCUCAACUUUCACAACCACAGAGUCCGUCGCAACAACCUCCACAACCUCUACAUCAACCGAAAUCGCCGAAACCACCCAAAUAGCUCCCUACAGCCCAUGCGAAAAUCCUUACCUACUCACUGAGAUAUCAGCUGCCCGUCCCCAGGGUCUUACAUGGGACACCAACCCCGGUGAUUCCUUGUCAGACUGUUGUCGACAAUGCUAUCAUGGUAAAAACUGUGCAUAUUUUGCUAGGGCGGAGGAUGGCAUGCACAGUUUGGCUCGUUACGCCUGA